AAGGACCUGGGUCCGAGCCCCACUCUACACUUGCAGAGGGGAAGCUUCAUGAGCGGCACAGUUCUCUGUUAACCUGCUGUGCUGCUGCCCUCUUUCAGUUUCAAUUCCUUCCUUCCUUCCUUUUUUUUUUUUUUUUUUGAUAGGACAGAGAGAAAUUGAGAGGGAAGGGGAAUAGAGAGGGAGAAAGAGCAAAAACCGCCUACAGCACUGCUUCACCACUCACGGAGCUUGCUCAGCCAGGCGCACCACCAACCAGCACCCCCAGUGCGUUUUUCAUUCAUACCAGACUGCUGGAGCUUCUCCUGGUGCCAUGAUCCCCCCCCGUGGGGUGCCAGGGAGCAAGUCUGGACCCCACGCAUGGCAAGGCACGCGCCUGGCCCAGCCAGCUCUCUCUGCAGCCCGAUCCCGCCAUUCCUGGUGACUCCAAGGUUCUCUCAGCAGUCAGUGGUCCCGUGAGCAGGACAUGGAAUCCCUGGAAGAGAUAUCCAAGGACUCCGCACACGGGCCGCCCUCAAAGCCCCCGGCCUCAAGUCUUACAGUUAAGGAGAUUGUGGCUGCCAGGCACCUCAGACACUGCCCCCAGACCAAGAGGACUGUGGACAUCCUGACCCACACGGUCUUCACCGUGGGCAUGGGCUGCAUAUGGCGCUUCCCCUACCUGUGUCACCGCAACGGAGGAGGCAACUACAUCCUGAUGUAUUUCUUCAUGUUGCUGCUGCUGGGCGUACCCCUGCUCUACAUGGAGAUGGUGCUCGGCCACUGGCUGAGGGUGGACCACCUGCACAUCUGGAAACAGCUGGUGCCCUGGAUGGGCGGCAUCGGCUAUGCCAGCAUGAUGGUGUGCUUCCUGGUGACCUUGUACAACAGCAUUGUGGUCACCUGGACCUUCUCCUACCUGAUCAGCUCUUUCUCGAGCCCUGUGCCCUGGGGCUACUGCCCGCUGGAGACCGUCAACGCCUCUGGUAUCUCUUGCCUUCAGGCUGGGCCCCACCAGUAUUUCUGGUACCACACCACCCUGCAGGCCUCCGGCCAGAUUGAAGAAGGGGGCCACUUCCUGGUGCUGAACCUCACGGCGGGCAUCUUCACCAUCUGGCUCCUCCUCUUCCUGUUCAUGGUCUUCGGGUUGCGUGUGUCCUUGCCCGUGCUGGCUGGCUUCCUGGUGUUACCCUACUUCUUCCUCCUCUGCUUCCUGGUCCGCAGCUUCCUGCUGGAUGGCGUGGCCCCCAGCCUGCAGAGGAUGCUGAAAGUGGAGGUGAGGUGGGCUCCCCAGGCCUCCCAGAAGCCCGUCUGCCCCCCCCCUGCUGUCCACCCAGCUCCUCUCCCGCGCCCCUCCGCACAGCUCUCAGCCUGGACCUCCCUGGACCUGUGGCGGCAGGCGGCCAGCCACACCCUCUACUCCCUGGGCCUGGGCCUGGGCCUGGUCAACCUGCCCUCCUACAAGGUCCUCGGUGGCAACUACCUCCAGGUCGCCCUGCUGGUGGCCGUGACCAACCUGGCCACCUCUCUGCUGGCCACAUGUAUCGUCUUCACUAUUCAAGGCUUCUGGGUCAACAACAGCGGCCACAUCUGCGUGGAGAAGGGCAUCUCCAAGCUGCUGCGGCUGAUUGAAAAGGGGGUGCUGUCCCCGGCCGCCAAGCCCCCCAGCAACAUGGAGCUCCAGCCUGUAUCCAACUACCUGGACUGGAUCCAGAGCCUCCCUGAAUUCCUCUCGUCCCAGGUGGUCCACAGCUCCCCCUCCUGCAGCAUCAGGGCGCAGGACAAGGUCAUGGAGGGGCCCGGCCUGGCGCUUGUAGCCUACUCCCAAGUCAUCUCCUUCUUCCCCGGUUCCUUUUUCUGGGCCAUCAUCUUCUUCCUGUUCCUGCUGGCCCUGGGGCUGAACACCCUGCUGAGGAUGGUGGAGGGCAUCACCUCACCCCUGCAGAGCACCGUGCCCAUGUUCCAGCAGUACCCCAAGCUGCCCUUAGUGGUCGUCUGUCUGGCCGGCUUCCUGGGCAGCCUGGUGUUCACCAGCCGCAGUGGGAGCUACAUCAUGUCCAUGUUUGACGACCACCUGGUACCGCUGAUGCUGGCGGCCAUCAUGACCAUCCAGACCGUGACUCUGGCCUGGAUCCAUGGCGCCUGGAGGUUCAGGGACCAGCUGUUCAUCUGGCAGGGCCACCUGCUCUGGUCCUUCCUCACGGUGCUGUGGUGCGGCAUCAGCACCCCUGGAACGCUGGCGCUGCUCGUCCUCUGCCUGCUGCAGCUCUGCCGGUGGCCGCCGGGCUCCUACACGGCCUGGAACAGCACCGCGGGCCAGGAAGUGCAGCAGCCUCACCAGAGGAGCAGCCUGACCUGGACCAUCCUCCUCAGCGUCCUCGCCUUGCUGCCCAUCCUGGCCCACCCGCUCUCCCACUGUGACUUCUUCUCCUGGGUCCUGUCUCCCAAGAGCCACCUGGGGAGCCAUCUGACCAGACAGAACCGCCCAGCCCCCAAGCCCGUCAACUGGCCCAAGCGGAAGCUGGUGAGCCCCAGGUUGGGCAACCCGAGCGAGGUCCCCAAGUUCAGCCUGCCCUACAGCCGCACCAUGGACCUCACCUCCCCCUGGAACGUCAGCAUGCCCUCCAGCAAGACCACCAACACUUACUCCUGGGUCAGCCUGCCCCCCACCUUCAACAGGUUCCAGAUAUUCAAGAGGAACACCAGCGUCUCCCCCUGGUCGGAGUCCUCCAGCAGGAUGGGGCCACUGACCUAGUCUGCAGUGGGGUGGAGUCCGGACGGAGAGGGGCAGUGGCCCCACGGUGGGCAGGGAGGACCCGGCCGGCCUUCUGGGGCUCUGCGAGGUGGGGACCUGGCUGCCCCCAUGGUCCCGGCCCCCCACAGGAGCCGGCUGUGUGGGUGGGACGGCAAGACGGCCUGCCAUCACCACAAGGGGUUCCACCGACCCCCAACCCUGCUCUGUGUGGACCUGCCUCGGACAUGAAGCCAGAACUGAAGCGUCAGCUGUGUGAGCGGCUGGUGGACGCUCACCUGCAGGCUUUACUUCUGAUCAUUUUCAGGUGGCGUCAAUUCCUUCCCAGACGCCUGGAGUGGCCGUGCUGGGAACCAGGACAAUAAAAAUCAUUUCUGUUUUCUGUC
Erinaceus europaeus (western European hedgehog) is the source of this 3114-nucleotide messenger RNA. Its product is annotated as orphan sodium- and chloride-dependent neurotransmitter transporter NTT5-like. Gene Ontology annotation, cellular component: membrane. The transcript has 10 exons. Lineage: Eukaryota; Metazoa; Chordata; Mammalia; Eulipotyphla; Erinaceidae. The record is from RefSeq and is a predicted model, not a curated record. The coding region runs from base 464 to 2731 and encodes 755 amino acids. Gene Ontology annotation, biological process: sodium ion transmembrane transport.